UUGCGUCACAGGGCAAUGCUGGCGGCGGCUGAACGGGGCCGGGGCGCCGCCAUGGAGAGCGCGGGUCAGGAUAUCAACCUUAACUCUCCCAACAAAGGUCUGCUGUCGGAUGCCAUGAUGGACGUUCCUGUGGACGGCGCGGCCGCGGCGAGGACGGCAGCGCCCGAGGGGCUGAGUGCUGCUGAGGAGGAGGAGCUGAGGGCUGAGAUCGCCAAGGUUGAAGAAGAAAUUGGUACUCUCAGACAAGUUCUGGCUGCUAAAGAGAGGCACUGUGGAGAGCUGAAGAGGAAGCUGGGUUUGACUCCCUUGGAUGGGUUGAAGCAAAACCUGUCUAAGAGCUGGCAUGACGUGCAGGUCUCCAACGCUUAUGUGAGAACAUCUGAGAAACUUGGAGAGUGGAAUGACAAAGUGACACAGUCUGACUUAUAUCUUUCAGCCAGCAGCACUCUGGAGGACUGGAAUGAAAAAUUAACUCAAUCAGAAGCUUAUAAGAAGACUCAAGAAACCCUUUCCCAAGCAGGACAGAAGACUUCAGCAGCCCUUUCCAACGUAGGUUCUGUUAUCAGCAGGAAACUUGGGGACAUGAGGAAUUCUGCAACCUUCAAGUCAUUUGAAGAUAGAGUUGGGACCAUAAAGUCCAGAGUGGUGGGCAGCAGGGAAAACAGCACUGAUGGCCUCCAGUCCCCCUCAGCUGGAGACAAGCCCCCCCAGGACAACGCUCCUUUCUAGACCUGCAGUGUGGCUUUGCACAGCUGUGCACGACUCCAAGAGCAAGCCUCCUCCCUCCCAAAUCUUCACAACAGCGACAACAUUCAAAUCCAUGAAGGGGCUGAGAGCCAGUCUGGAGAGAUCCAUAACUCAUUCAUAGACACUGCUGCUGGAUCUAAGUCAAAUAAAGAGAAUGCAAAGUUUUGUACACAGAUAAUAUUUUACACUAAAGUUUGUAGAUGAAUUGUAUCACUGUGCUAUCCUUUUGGGAGAGCACUGAAGAUGGAGUUUCCCUAAAGUAGCUCAGAAAUGCCACUGGUGUAGAAAAAAAAAGUUUUUCCACUUCUGUUGUCUCUUGGAACAGUUAAAUUGCCAUGUGCAGUGUGAGGAGGGCAGUUAGAGGAGAAACCAAGAGGAGGGGCAUCUUAGCUUCAGCUUCUGGCUGUGUUCUCUCUUCAGGGCUUGCCAUGCAGUUACUCCCUGAUCUCCCAGGCUUCUCCUAUUACUGCUUCCUCUGGUUCUCAUUGGAGCAGUCUGUUAAAUGGGGCAAACACUUGUUUUUCUGGGCUUCCAAGAGGGAAACUUCACUUAGCAGCUGCCUCGUUAUUACACUAAUGCUCUAGCUUUAACAAAACUUAAGAUCUUUAUUUUUAAAUGCAAUGAACUUUAAAGAAAUAAAGCUUAACAACAGCAAAAAAAGCUUAGGCAUCGUAUUGGGGAAAUGCUCCCUUGGACUCUGAAACUGAAUUGCAAGCCUUACAUCACCUUAUGCUUUACUUGUUUAUGUUUGGUUUUUUUUCUAUAGAGAAGACUAUAAGGAUUAUAAAGCUGGAUAUUGAGCACUGGAGUUUUGCAUCAUUCAGUAGUAGCAGCAUGCUUGUGAGCCAGUUUUUGUGUAAACGUUCAGUGGUGCACUCUAUUGCCCUGUGUAUAAAACUUGCUUCUCCCUUCUCAGCUUUUGUUCUUGGAGGAAAAGAAGUCUGAAGGCUGCUAGCAACAGGGCCAGGUUUAAAAAGGACAAAGCUGUUGCUGGCAGUGCUAUGCUAUACUGGAAGGACUCUGCUCUCUGUGGGCCUCUCUGUCUGGUGCAUCUGCCUGUGACUGUGUGGGUUUUUCAGCUGAAAGCCCCAGCUGCAACCUUGGUUUACAAAACCAGCAGAAAGUCACAGAGCUCACUGGUUCCCAGAGCAGAUGGUUUGCUCUUUUGAUGCCCAGCUUCAUAGCUUGGGAGCUGAUAAGUUGUGAGUUGUCUUACAGAGGCCUGAGCUUAUUCUAGGCAAUGCACCUCCAUAUAGAGUGAGCAAUUCUGUGCCUUAGAGGCCAAGUGGGACUUAUUCAGGUCUUUAGGCUUGCCUAUGUACAUAUCUGGUAGCUUUAGUGGUUUAUCACCCCGAAGGGACUGGGCUGCCUGGCCCUUCUUUAGAGAAGCAAGUUUUGACACUUUUCUGCUGAUUAAUCCCCACUUUCCCCACCCCUGCUCCCCUCCUGAUGGGGACCCUGAGUGUGAGUAGCAGCGGAUGUGCUGGCAGUAGGAGUGGAGUGUCCCAGCCUGCCCUGUUUGACCAAGGCUGGCCUCUGUGCGAGGAGCGGUGAGACGGGCGCUGCUGGAGAUUGGGUCUGGAACUGUUUCUCUGCACAGAUCAAUUCUGAGGAAUCUUGUCAAUAAAGCAUUCCUUUGGGAGAAA
Centrocercus urophasianus (Greater sage-grouse) is the source of this 2393-nucleotide messenger RNA. RefSeq names its product TPD52 like 2 (gene TPD52L2). NCBI's taxonomy places the organism in Eukaryota, Metazoa, Chordata, Aves, Galliformes, Phasianidae. The record is from RefSeq and is a predicted model, not a curated record. Bases 16 to 729 code for a protein of 237 amino acids. Gene Ontology annotation, cellular component: cytoplasm. The transcript is spliced from 8 exons.